AUGCCCUUGGCAGGGCAGCUAAGUAGAUCAUAUGCUUCUCUGAAGUGCUGCAAGGAAGAAAAGGACCGAAUGCAGGAUGUGAUAGAUGAUCCAGAAAAUGACCUACAUGAGAUGGUGCAUGAAGCUGAUAUCGCUGGCACUGUGGCCAACCUUGGUGUAAAUCAAGCCCUGACCUCAGACUACAUGGACUCUGGUUAUGAGAGAGGGCUGCUCAAUCCCAGCUCGCUCAAUGAGAAGGAUUUCCAGAUGGCCACUUACACUCUCACAAACGCCGUCCCUCUGAGCCUGUCUCUGAGCAAAAGCUGGCACAGAGACAUUGGGACGGUAGUUGAGGAAGCUCUGGUCCCUCACUGCUCCAAGAAGGACCACCUGUAUCUCCUUGCAGGUGCAAUUCCUUCCAGUGUCCGAGUUAAAGGGAAGGUGUCAGUGCCAGAGACCCUCUGGCUGGCAGCCUGCUGUAAUGCUCCAGAUGGAUGGUCCCUGGGACUAGUGAAAAAAAUGAAUGAUGAAAACAGCUUGGUGGACCUCACGGUGAGAGAGCUGGAGAAGCAGCUUCUAGCAGGAGUUCAUCUGUUCAAGGGCAACUGUGGGAAAGACAACCAAAGCCAGGGGAAAACAGAAGCAAUACUGCAAGCUGUCAGUCAGAUCCGUUCCAGAGAGCAAGUAGGAAGUAGUGACAACCAGGAGGCCAAAGGCAGUGGCUUGGUGAGAAGACUGGCUGGCAUCAUUGCUACACCUUUCAUCAAACUUCUGGAACUCCUCAUCUACGUCUUUGUGGAGCUGGUGAAAUUUGCAUUUUAUUUUCUGUGGCUUGUUAUCAAGCGGGUUGGUGGUACAGUUCUGGAUGGAGUCUACAGCCUGUGCAGCGGGGUGGUGUCCUACCUUAAAGCCAUCAGCAUGGUGCUCAUCAGCAUCCCCUAUGAUCUGGGGAGGGUCAUCGUCAACAUCUGCCUGGGCUUCCUGCAAAUUGUUCAAGAUGUGGUAUUCCUCACCUACCGGAUCCUGUGCAUCCCCUUGGGGUUUGCCCUUCACCUCGUUGCUUUCCCUUACCACUCCAUCUGUGCCAUUCCCUCUGUCCUAAAAGACAUGGCUGCUGGGAUUGGAGGCACCUUCUCACUAGUCAUCGAUGCCACAGCUGCAGUCCUGCAUGGCUUUUACUACCUGGCUGGUCACAUAGUCAAACGGUUUGUCCCUAAAGGCUCCUCUGAUGACUGA
Molecule: messenger RNA, 1215 nt
Organism: Chaetura pelagica (chimney swift)
Lineage: Eukaryota; Metazoa; Chordata; Aves; Apodiformes; Apodidae
Product: endonuclease domain-containing 1 protein-like
Exons: 2
Coding region: 1-1215 (404 amino acids)
Source: RefSeq, a predicted model, not a curated record